Messenger RNA from Colletotrichum godetiae, 5376 nucleotides. Its product is annotated as Sec1-like protein. Gene Ontology annotation, cellular component: fungal-type vacuole; CORVET complex. The record is from RefSeq and is a predicted model, not a curated record. Bases 1 to 5376 code for a protein of 1791 amino acids. Lineage: Eukaryota; Fungi; Ascomycota; Sordariomycetes; Glomerellales; Glomerellaceae. The transcript has 8 exons. Gene Ontology annotation, biological process: intracellular protein transport; vesicle-mediated transport. Gene Ontology annotation, molecular function: oxidoreductase activity; protein binding.
AUGGCUCCUCGAGCUGGCUUCAGUACGGACCAGAUAAAGGACAAAGCGCGCAAGGACCUCCUUUACCUGCUCGAGGCUGUUCGCGGAAAGAAGAACCUCAUUCUUGAGCGCAGCUUAGCAGGCCCGAUCAGUACCAUCGUCAAGGUCGCUACCCUACAGGAAUACGGCGUAGACAAGUUCUUCUUCCUCGAGAACAAGAACGCCGACACCAGUCAGCGAAAUGUCAUCUUCAUAGCACGCGGCGAGUGCGCUCGCCAUGCGUCAGCCAUAGCAGAGCAAAUCCGUCGUCUACAGCGAGAAAGCCAAACAGGUCAUGAGUACCACAUCUUCUGGGUUCCUCGACGGACACUCGUCUCGGACAAGUUGCUCGAGGAGGCUGGCGUCUUGGGCGAUGUGAACAUCUCUGAACUGCCUUUAUACUUCUUUCCACUUGAGAAGGAUCUUCUCUCCCUCGAGCUGGAUGAAUCUUUCCGCGACCUGUAUCUCUCGAAAGACGUCACACCGUCAUUCCUGCUCGCCAAGGCCCUGAUGGAGAUCCAACAGAACCACGGCUUGUUUCCCCGAAUCAUCGGCAAAGGCGAUAACGCAAAACGAGUUGCCGAGCUUCUGGCACGAAUGCGACAAGAGAUACUUGCGGGCGAGGAUGCGAACGAAACGAAUCGAGGCGGCUUGACACCAAGCACACUUACCGAAAGUGUCAUAAUAAUCGACCGCGAAGUGGACUUUGUCACCCCUCUGUUAACUCAACUGACCUACGAGGGACUCAUCGACGAAGUAUUCGGCAUUCAGAACAACCAAGCCGAAGUUGAUACAACAGUUGUUGGGGCGCCUUCUCAAUCCUCAGCGACGAGCGCGCAAGCUAGGAAACGAAAAAUUCAGCUGGAUUCCUCUGACAAAUUAUAUGAGCAACUUCGCGACACGAAUUUCGCCAUCGUCGGUAGCUUGCUGAACAAAGUCGCCCGCCGACUCCAGAAUCUACAGAAAGACUAUGAAGGAAGAAACAGCCACAAAUCCAUCGCCGAGCUCAAAGAUUUUGUCAGUAAGCUGCCCGGAUAUCAAGCGGAGCAGCAAAGUCUGCGCAUACACACGGGCUUGGCAGAGGAGGUCAUGAAGUACACACGUACGGACCAAUUCAAGGGUCUCUUGGAAGCGCAGCAGAAUCUUGCUGCUGGCGCGGACCCUUCUUCACAAUUCGAAGCAAUUGAGGAACUAAUCGCUCGCGAUACACCGCUACCGGAAGUACUGAGGCUGCUUUGCAUUUACUCAUGCAUUUCAGGCGGCAUCAAACCGAAGGAAUUCGACCAGUUCCGACGGCUUAUCCUUGAGGGCUACGGCUAUCAACACAUCCUCACUCUAAACAACCUCGAGAAGCUCCAAUUGUUCUUGUCACGCUCUUCUCCAUUGGCGGAAAUGAUCCCGAUGACUGGUUCUGGUGGCAACACAACAGGGACAAAGACGAAUUAUACGUAUCUCCGCAAACUUCUGCGUCUCAUCGUCGACGAAGUUCAGGAAGACGAUCCAAACGAUAUCGCAUAUGUAUACAGCGGGUAUGCACCCCUGUCGAUUCGUCUCGUUCAAUGUGUGCUCCAAAAGCAGUAUCUGCUCAAGGUCACCAGAGGAAAUGGUGUGAGUGGUGCGACCGGAGGGUCCGCAGCACAGGGCUGGCACGGGUUCGACGAAGCUGUAAAGCACGUCCGCGGGCAGACAUUCUACGAGCUGCAAAAGGGCGAAGAGAAGGCCGUCAAAGCUCGCGCACUGCUGUCGGGAGGUACAGAGAAGCAAACAGUAUUCGUGGUGUUCGUCGGAGGCAUAACAUUCACCGAAAUCGCUGCUUUGCGGUUCAUUGCAAAGCAGGAAGAAGCCCGGAGAAACAUCGUCAUCUGCACGACAUCGAUCAUUAGCGGAGACCGAAUGAUGGAUGCUGCGAUUGAGAAGGAUUCGUUUGCAAGAGAUAAUGUUAAGCCAUCAGUGCCUUCCCACAGUGGUGUCGCCGGUUUUGGCUCGGGCCUGCAGUCAGCCCGCACAGCACUGUCCAGCGUCGGGUGGCUUGCCAGUGACCGGAGCGCAGGCCCAUCACGUGACCCACCUUUUUUGUCUCGAACGCUGGAGCUCCUCAUGUCCAAUGCCGAACCUAGCGAUUUCAACGGGUCAUACUUCACGCCUUCCAGGGCCAGUGCGAUGCUAAGUCGGAUAUCGACCUCACAUCUAUCAGAUUCGACGACACCAACACCGUCAAGUCGAAUCUCGUCAGAAGCAGUUUCAGAAAUUGCACCAGAAAUCGUUGUGUGGACAGAAGACAUGGACAUGGACCUGGAUGACUCAAGCCAGGAUGAGGCGGGACAUCUCUCCGGCCCAAUAUCGGAAGCUGAUUCACCAAUAGCCGAAGACGCGGCUGCUCCGUUAGAGACCCUCCGCAUCCAGUCAUACGAUACCCCUCACGAAUCUUUCGAGUCUCCGAUGACCAACUUAUCUGAUCACGAUCAGUCUGAGCUUUCAUCGGUACCAUCGUCAGUGUCUAGUAAGGCAACGACCCCUGUAGACCUAGACGGGCAUACGGAACUGUCUAUACCAUCGGCAGAGACCCCUCCGAUACGCGAGGCAUUACGGCAGACCUUCGAUGUAAAGCCGAAAUCAUCCAUACCCUCGAAUCUCUCAAGCUUUGAAUAUGCAAGGCAAUGCAUAGAAGCAGCCGAGUCAUCGAGACUAAACCCGUAUGCGCUGCACCAGGAAGAAUAUCAGAUGCUGCGACAGCACAUCAGCCAUGUUCAAGUCACCACGUAUCUAAAUAUCAGAAACGGCAUACUCCGGCUCUGGUAUAAUAAUCCACGUGUUGCAGUGACAAGGAAUGAAGCGGUCGGCUGCGCUGGUGCCAGAUGGGUUGACGUCGCAAGCAUAUGUUACGAUUGGCUGCUACGACGUGGCUACGUCAACUUUGGUUGUGUAGAGUUCCCAGCGACGAGCGAUCGAUCCGAAGAGGACGUAGAAGAAGAAGUCCCACUCAACAAGAAGAAGAUUGUGAUUAUCGGUGCUGGUAUGUCAGGCUUGGGCUGCGCCAGACAUUUGGACGGCUUGAUACGGCAGUACGAGGAUCGUUUCCGGGCGCUCGGAGAACCAGUACCUGAGAUUGUGGUGCUAGAGGGGCGCGGGCGAGUGGGUGGAAGGGUCUACUCAAGGGAGUUCAAAACGAAACCGACAUUACCCUUGCCCGACUUUGACGGGACACGAUUCACCGCCGAAAUGGGCGGGAUGAUCAUCACUGGCUUCGAACGCGGCAACCCGAUGAACGUUCUCGUGCGUGCGCAAUUGUGCCUCCCAUACCGUGCCCUGAGAUCGGAAACGACAAUUUACGAUUCUAAUGGCAAGCCGGUGGACUUUGUGAGGGACCAGCUCGUAGAAAGGCUCUACAAUGACUGUUUGGAUCGUGUCAGCGAAUACAAGUUCAAGUCACAGCCCACUAAGCUCAUCGAAGGCAACCGAGACUUGAUCGACGAUGCGCGAGAUGCUGCCGAGGAAGCGGUGGCGGCUCUCCCACAUGCACCGUCCGUUUCGCAGCAAAACGUUCCGGAACGAGUAAACUUGGUGCCGGUCUCGUCAGAUAAGCUUACUGGCCGCGUCCAUACUCAACCUGGCACUCCAGGUGUUCUCAAGGCCACUGAGAAAGCCCAGACAAUGGGGUGGACGUUGAAGACCGGCUUGGCAAAUGACGCCAAUAUUGAUCUAAACGAAGCCGUGGCUUUGCCAACGGCGACGCUGGGUUCGGUGAUGGACGAGGCCGUUCUCCAAUAUCGCAGUAUUGUGGAUCUGACUGCCCAAGAUCACCGUCUCAUCAACUGGCACGUCGCGAACCUGGAAUACAGCAACGCUACAAAUCUCCAUAAUCUCAGUCUUGGUGGCUGGGACAUUGAUGCUGGCAAUGAGUGGGAAGGUAAGCACACCAUGAUUGUUGGUGGCUACCAGAGCGUUCCCCGAGGUCUCAUGUACUGCCCUACGCCUCUCGACGUCCGCUCGAAAUCUGCUGUCAAGAAGAUCACCUAUCAGCCACAGAACAAAGGGCGUGCCUCGGUUGAGUGCGAGGACGGGACAUCAAUUGAUGCAGACUACGUCGUAUCGACGAUACCUCUAGGGGUUCUGAAGCACGGUAAUGUGGCAUUCGACCCGCCAUUGCCCGAGUGGAAGACGGAAGCAGUCACUCGUAUAGGAUACGGAGUACUCAACAAGCUCGUGCUCGUCUACGAGCAACCAUUCUGGGAUACGCAAAGGCACAUAUUUGGCGUUUUGCGAGACGCUGCGAACCGCCAUAGCCUGAACCAAAGCGACUACGGCCCUUCACGAGGUCGCUUGUUCCAGUGGUUCAACGUCACGCAGACCACAGGUAUUCCGUGCCUGGUGGCCCUUAUGGCCGGCGACGCCGGGUUCGAUACGGAGCACAGCAGCAACGAGGACCUCAUCGCCGAGGCGACAGAGGUCCUGCGCAGCGUCUUCGGUCCCAGCGUGCCUUUUCCCGCCGAAUCGGUCGUCACUCGCUGGGCCUCGGACAGGUUCGCCAGAGGAAGCUACUCCUCAGCCGGACCGGAGAUGCACCCGAACGACUACGACGCCAUGGCGCGCCCCAUCGGCAAUCUCUUCUUCGCUGGUGAGCACACGAUCGGCACCCACCCGGCCACCGUCCACGGAGCCUACCUUUCGGGACUACGCGCCGCGUCAGAGGUUCUCGAGUCGAUGCUCGGCCCGAUCGAGGUGCUGACACCCCUCGUCCGACGGAAAGGAAACAACAACGUGUCCAAUAAGCGGAAAGAGAUGGAAGGCCCUAGGGACCCGGAACAAGCCCGCCUGGAAGCCUACGAGCUCUCCGCCUGGGAACACACCAGAUCCAAAAUCGGCGAGCGGCCCCUUCGCCCGGCCAAGGUAGCCGCCAACGCCUACCUCCUCUACAGCCGAGCCUUUUUCGAGGUCGCGCGCACGCGGUGCGAGGAGGAGCGAGCGGCGCACGCGGCCAGCGGCAACGGCAAGAAGAAGACUGCGCCGAACGAGGUGCGCGUCAUGACGUCCAAGAUGUGGCGGGCCGCCUCCGUGGAGGAGAGGAAGCCUUUCGAAGACGAGGCCGCCGCGCAGAAGACGGCGUACGCCGAGGCCAUGAAGCAGUAUGAGGAAACGUCGGCGCGGUGGGAUAAGGAGUACGUUGAGACCAUGGGCGCGUAUCAUCGGGAGCAUCCGUACGUGCCUCUCCAGCAGAACGGACAGAACGGAGGAGGAAGCAGCAGCGGUAAUAGUUAUAGUGCUGCUACGGCGCGGCAGCGGGAGAUAAGUGCGCAAAAGUACCGCAGGACUAAGCAUAUCAGCUACGCCGAAAGUGACGGCAGCGAGAUGGAGUUUUGA